GCGUCUCCAUCUAUGUACUCCCUUUUAGCGUUUUGCACUUUUGCCGGAUAUUACUUGCAGCAGACAGCAUCUGCGACCUUCUGGUAUUGUCUGCCUAGCUCAGCAGACCCUUUGACCGAAUGCUUGGAGUCCUUUUAGGGCCCUCCCCACAUCCAACCCCACAACCAAUGGCAGGCCACUGAUUAAUGAUCACAACUCUUCUGCGUUCAAUGUUUAAAGCUAGCCAUGAUCCCUUCUAAGGAGAAAGGGUUACAGUGUAAUUGUAGCCUAAAUUCUUUUCGCGAUUUUAAUUGUUCGUCUACUUGUGGUUUUGGGGUUGUACACAAGUGGGCCUCCUGGCCUAAAGUUACUGCCGAUCGUCUAUUAAUUUUACGCCACCAACCCGUAAACCCAACCAACUAGUUAUGUCCGUUUCUCCUUUUAAUACUUGAGUCUUCAAGCGAUUCGUGUCUCACUGUCGGUUUCCCGUGAAUUCGCUAGAUAGUGCACAGCUGAGCUAAACCUGACAGGCCCUGUCCUCCCAGGGUUCCUGACUCCCAAGACACUGAUUGGACUAACUCUAGGGAACUUUGCACCCAGAGUCAAAAAAAUAAACCGUACAGUUUUCUGCUGGCGAAACUAACACAACAUAGUAUAGCGCGUCAUGUCGCAGGCUGCGUUAGGACAAUCUUUCACCGCAAAAAGCGCCUGCGUUUGGCCGUUACAAGCAGCGGAGACAACCGUCGUCCUGAAAAGGAUGCGCUGGUGACUUGUCUACGCAUUUGUUCAUAGUAGAGUAUAUUUGCGUGGUACCUAACUCGCUCUCUUCAGACAUCCGCCAUGCUCAACUAGCAGGGCAAUGAUAAGACUGCCGAGGACGCACUUUGGCAGAAGGACUGAUAAAGCUAGGGAACCCCCUGGCGCGUCUCGCACCUGACCUGAUUCCUGACUCCGCAAGAAUCCUGUUUCGGGGAAGGGCGUUGUCCUCAGACCUCCCAUUAGGAAUUCGACUAUAACAAGGGAUACACUAAGAUGGAGUGCUGUGCAACCCCCCUCAGCUGGCAACCACCCAAUCAACUGGGACGAUUUGCCAUGAAUAGGAAUGCCCGUUUUCUUGCCCCAUGCACUUGCAGACUGUCUGAUUCAAGCCGCCUAGUAAUGAGAUUGGGCUCAGUGACUGGCAUGGCGUAAGCUUCCACGUAGCGAUUGUCAUGUACGUCACUAGUUGAGAGUUCAAAUAGUCAACACAGCCCGUACGGAGGCCUGAGCAUAAUUACCUAUUAAAGGCGGUAGCUGCCCUAGUUUUGUAAAGCAUUGCCCCGUGCUUUAUGAUGGUCUGUUUUUCGUGUCUUCUCGCACUCCAGCGCAUUCGCACGAUGCCGUCUCCUCUGCCGCCCACCUUCUGGCAACCGCCAAAUUCGCCCUCUUGGCGCACAGUGGUAAUCCCGAGACCGCUGGCCGAAACCUGUUCUCCCUCGAACCCCUUCUUGCCGUCCCCGCCAGCAGUCAACAACUUCUACGACGAAAGCCCUACCUGGACGUCUAUAGGGAUCCAAUCCCUUUUUCAGAGGCACACGUCGCUCAAAGCAUCACAGAAAGACUGCGAACUCGCGUCCAGGAGGUCCUCUGCGAGUGGCCGGAUCACCCAGCCCUUCUGAAGGUCCUUUCGCACCCCGUCCUGCAUUAACUUUUUCCAGAUAUUAGGAGAACUUAAUGCCAGUUUAUACUCAGCUUCUUCGCUUUUAGCCUUAUAAAAAGCAUUGAUUACCAGUAAACCUGUUCCGUGCCCAUAAACCUAGUCUCCAGUAGACGUGCUGUCUCAUGCAAUGUUAACCAAAACUCUCAAAUGUGUUUUCCAUUCGAAAAGACUACUUGAGUGGGGUUGUGCGAUUAAUUAUCGUGCAGCAAAUUAUUUCUUUGCAAAUUUUGUACUUGAGGAAACGGUAUCUUUCUGUUUUAGAAAACCUCUUCGAUUAUCGAAUAAUUCUAAACCCAAUCCGCCUCUGUAUUUGCAUUAAAGGUCUCCAACCUACAAGUUGUAUAUUUUUCUGUAAGGAAUAUCAUACAUUUAUAGAUACCACUAAGAAGAUGCCAUAUAGGGUCAUAAAAUACUGCAAUGGAUGUGGACUAUGUCGUAUACUUUAUAAGCAGCAUUAAUGUAUGGACGGAUACUAUGCUUAAUGAGUUGAUCCUUCACGGUCCUAAUAAUCACACUGGAAGCUUUUCCAAAACCAAAAGCUUCCCCUCCUUCGAGUAUCAAAUUUGACGAAGACGUUACUUGCCAACAAAUAAGCACGAAAAAAUAAUGCAUUUUGCGUGUUUCCUAUAAAAUAUAUUUAAAUUUAUAAAGACAUUGAAAAUUAAUAUAAAAAUACAUACUAGUUAAAUAGCCAUUUUCUACCAAGGGACUUUUUCCAGGCGGCCGAGAAGAACCUGAUUUAAAAGCCCUCACCGUGGUCUGACUAAAAUACCUUUGAAUUAUGCUGCACGAUAAUUAGUAUUACAACCCUUCUUGAAUUAUCUUUUUUAGUCUAAGACACGUUUCAGAAUUCCAGUCAGCAUUUCAGGGGAUAGUGGGUAAGUGGGGGUUUAAACAUCCAAAUUUGUUCAUUCACCCUGGGUUUCGCACUCGAAAUUUCAAUUUUAGUCGGUUUCUUGAAAGCGAGUCGUUUUUCUGUUUCGCUGGAUUCUGUCCACCAAGCCAUGGAACUAUGCCCGAAUUCCAUGCUUAAUCCCCCCCCCAUUCUUCUACAGAUAUUGGUUAUCAUCAAAAGAAUGGGAGCUUUCUCAAUGGGUGACUGUCUCAUGAAGUACAUUACUGCCUUUGAACUGCUACUGACGGAGAUUCAGGCAAGUCCAUCUAUUCGUCACCUCUCCUUCCAUUUGCCUUAACUUUUGCUUCUGGACUGCCUUUACACUACUACGUGAAGGCACACUUUUAUCGCGAGUUACCGCCUAUGCUUUUCCCUCUGUGUAAUGCUGUCUCCGUCAGGAAUGGGAGAAGAACGCCGCAGCCUAUGUCUCCCUGUCCGAAUUGUUCCAGGCCAUCUGUGACAUGCUUGUGGACUGGCGCAAAACGGAGCUGAAGUAAGUUGCCUCCCAUUGUCCGCUCUUUGGAUGCUCUACUCUUACGUCUUUGCAUGAAGUCCUUUCUGGUUUAUUUCGUUGACAUUCGCUGUAAUGCUUUGGGCGAGCACGAUCACAUUAGCACCCGGACGAUGAUUCGCACGAUUGACCUCCACUUUCUCCUUUCGCCGGGUCUGGCUUUUGUAUUCAUCCUGCUCCUCACUUGAUUGGUAUACACAGCAUUCCCUAGAGAGAAGCGUCUGUUUCGUUCGCCACCAGAAUCAGUAGCAAUGGCAGUUGUCAGCACAGCUUAUAGGUGAAUGGACCUUAAAAGUAAAUCUAGGUCUGUUGUCGCAGUCUACGUACACUGCGUCAAGGGCCUUUUCUGCGGCUUAUGUUAGCUGUGUACAGUGUAUGUGAGUCAACUGAAUUGAGGUCUCUGGUUGAUGGACGGUGUAUGCCCGAGCCCCUAAAGACGUCUCCCCUUAACCUUUCUUUAGCGCGCCUGACCCGUCAUUACAGGUAUGGACACGAAUACCUUAAGAGCCCUUCGAGUUUGAGCUAUACCCAUGCCAAUUAAGGGGCAUGAGUUAAGGUAGAAUUGAGUAAUGCAACUCGAAAACAUCGUCUCUGCGAAGGGACCUCCACAGAAAUAACCCAAAACUCCGUUAAUCAUGUUUUCAAGUCUAAGAAAAAUUCCGUAUUAUGCUUCCAUUGUAAUGUAACUAAUUUCCAAGCUUAUGCUUUUUCACUAAGUUAAUGCUAUUUCGGUGUUCGUCAUGGACAGCAGUCUGAUUCACCAAGACCCAUGGGGGUGCUGUCGAUAAUAAUGCAAAAAGUUUAUUCCCAGUCGAAUUUAGUUUAAACGCUGUCCAGCUCGCCACUAUUACGUCUCAAUAUGCUAUGGGAUUGCUAAAUCCCCGCAAAUCACUUCCUUUAGCCGACGAAAGGGAAGCUUUGUGUUUCUGCUCCAGAGGCUCUUAAAAGGCUAAGUGGACAACCUCUACCUACUUAAGCAUUUCUCUUCCCUCUGUCCUGUAGACUGGAAGUCUCGCUCUGAGGUUUGCCAAAUCACUGGUCCUGCUUUAGAAGUCAGGCUCCAGUCAACCUUUUUCGGGAAUUUUAACUUGCUCCUUAGUGCUUGAAGUCCAGUAGGAUAUUAAACCGUGUACCUGGUCUGUCUGAGUUAGUUUACUCUGGCACUGAGUGGGGUUGCCGAUAAUGCCCCAGCUGUUUCACUUCCCUGCAGAUGCUGGCUGGCCGCUCUUGAUGCGACCACUCAAGCCACCGCGGACCGCUGCGCUCCGCUAUGGUUCCACUUGUACUCCAUUUUCCUUCAAUCCUCCGGUCCUGGAAAUCCCUCUGCUGAUGAGUCUGGGAAGCAGGAGGAGCGCUGCGAAGCCCUGCUGGAGUUGAUGGAAAACGGAC
Messenger RNA from Spirometra erinaceieuropaei, 4473 nucleotides. The record is from the annotation of a GenBank genome assembly. NCBI's taxonomy places the organism in Eukaryota, Metazoa, Platyhelminthes, Cestoda, Diphyllobothriidea, Diphyllobothriidae.